This is a messenger RNA of Misgurnus anguillicaudatus (oriental weatherfish), 1419 nucleotides long. Lineage: Eukaryota; Metazoa; Chordata; Actinopteri; Cypriniformes; Cobitidae. The record is from RefSeq and is a predicted model, not a curated record.
GUGACGUAAUCAAUCAUCUAGAGCACGCUUCGUUUCCGGUUUGAAAGAAUUCGAUGUGGAAGCCGAACGCACGCGCCUGUAGCGUGUACUGGGAGCGCGUGGGCACAGGAGUUUAUUUGAGUAAAACCAGUCAGAUUACGUAACCAUGCCGACUCUCAGUCAGAAUGUUCUCUUUGGCAUGGGGAACCCGCUGUUGGAUAUCUCUGCGGUGGUGGAUAAAGAUUUCUUGGAUAAGUAUGGCUUAAAGCCCAAUGAUCAAAUCCUGGCAGAGGACAAGCACAAAGCUCUAAACCUGGCAGCAGCAAACUGCUACAAUAAAGAAAAACACCUUGAUGUUGAGAAGAACUGGAGUCUGGUGGAGAAAGCUCAAGUUUACUACAUUGCAGGCUUCUUUCUGACCGUCUCUCCAGAAUCUAUUCUGAAAGUGGCCAAACACGCAUCUGAUAACAAUAAGAUAUUCGGUCUCAACCUCUCUGCGCCUUUCAUCAGUCAGUUCUUUAAAGAGCCGCUGAUGAAGGUCAUGCCGUAUGUGGACAUCAUCUUCGGGAAUGAAACUGAGGCUGCUACAUUUGCAAAGGAGCAAGGCUUUGAGACAGAAGAUAUUACAGAGAUUGCUCACAAGGUCCAGUGUCUGCCCAAAGUAAAUAAAAACAGGCAGAGGAUUGUGGUCUUUACCCAGGGCAGAGAAGAUACUGUGGCUACUGUGGGUGAUCGUGUGAAAGUGUUUCCUGUUUUAGACAUUGACCAGAAUGAUAUUGUUGAUACUAAUGGUGCUGGUGAUGCUUUUGUGGGAGGAUUCCUGUCCGAGUUGGUUAAGGAGAAGUCUCUGGAGGAUUGUAUCCGGGCAGGACACUACGCUGCCCACGUCAUCAUCCGGCGAGCAGGCUGCACCUUUCCAGAAAAACCUGAUUACCAUUAACUCUCCUUCAUCCUCGUAUACUCGAUCUUUCCAUCUCAUUCUUUCAAAUAUACCAGCAUCACAAGCCGCAGUCCUUGCACUGGUUUACAGAUGUGUAUUGUUAUUUAUGGGCAUUUAUAAGGAUUACCACAACCUUACCGCAAAAACAAACCUUGUCAUAAACAUCUAUUGAAGCCACACAAUCAUUUCUAUAUUUAAAUAGAAUCUAUUGAAGAUCCAUUCUGUUACGUAAAGUAAGUGCAUUUAUAUUUCUCAAAAAAUAAAUAUUAAAUUAAAUCAACAGGAUUAUUUAAUGGAUGUUUAGCUCAUUUGUAUUGAGUGAAAGCUUUUGUUUUUCAAGUCUAUAUUGUUUCGAAACACCAAAUUGUAUCUUAAACGCACAAUGUUUAAAUAUGCAGAAGCUGUUUCAGAUAUGGAGAUUUCCACUCGAUCUUAUCGUCUCUAAAUGUAACAGUUCAACUGACUUUGAUCUUUAAUAAAAAAGAUUUUAAUAGGUUGUA